Periophthalmus magnuspinnatus is the source of this 894-nucleotide messenger RNA. Its product is annotated as odorant receptor 131-2-like. The transcript is spliced from 4 exons. Gene Ontology annotation, cellular component: membrane. Lineage: Eukaryota; Metazoa; Chordata; Actinopteri; Gobiiformes; Gobiidae. Gene Ontology annotation, biological process: G protein-coupled receptor signaling pathway. Bases 37 to 894 code for a protein of 285 amino acids. Gene Ontology annotation, molecular function: G protein-coupled receptor activity. The record is from RefSeq and is a predicted model, not a curated record.
AGCUUCUCCAAUGCCCUGACCAAAAACAUCGUGGCCAUGCUGGUGUGGCUGGCCUUGAGCAUCAUCAACAGCAGCAUGGUGCACACGUUCCUACGCCACAGUCUGUUCUACGAGAACCCCCGGUACAUCAUGUUCAUCACUAUGGUGAUAAACGACGCCCUGCAGCUGAGCCUGGUCACAGCGCUCUAUGUGGUCAGCUACAUCUUCAGAAAGAUCCAAGCCUCCAUCUGCUGCAUCCUCAUCAUGACCGCCGUCCUCACCACCCGCUCCACUCCGCUCAUCCUGGCGGGCAUGGCACUGGAACGCUACUUCGCUAUCUGCUUCCCCUUGCAUUACACCCAGAUGUGCACCGUCCCGAGAACCCUCCUCCUCAUCGGUAUCAUCUUUAUCCUCACCUCGGCCCCUCCCAUAAGCGACCUCCUCAUCACCGUGGUCAAAGAACCUCCCAGCUUCUUCAGGACCUCCAUCUUCUGCGACCACUCCUUCCUCUUCCGAGACAGGUCCAUUUACUACAAGAACUGUGUGUUUGAUGGGACGUACCUGUCAUUUGUGGCCCUCACACUGGUCUACACAUACUGCAAGAUCAUGUUAACGGCUAAAGCGGCGUCGGGACUGGCAUCGGUGAGGAGAGCUAGGAACACGGUGCUGUUGCAUGGAGUGCAGCUGCUCCUGUGCAUGCUUGCAUUUGUGGUGCCCUCCCUGCAGGCUGCUCUCAUCUCCCUGUUCCCUCAGCUGAGUCUGGAGAUCCGAUACAUCUUCUUCCUGGUAGUGUACAUCAUCCCUCGCUUUCUCAGCCCGGUCAUCUAUGGCUUCAGGGACGAGCAGUUCAGGAAAUACUGGACCAGGUACCUCCGUUGUGGGCGAGACACCCAGCAGAGAGUCCUCCCGCUGUAG